Molecule: messenger RNA, 741 nt
Organism: Ramularia collo-cygni
Lineage: Eukaryota; Fungi; Ascomycota; Dothideomycetes; Mycosphaerellales; Mycosphaerellaceae
Product: probable Alp11 homologue of tubulin-folding cofactor B
Exons: 2
Coding region: 1-741 (246 amino acids)
Biological process (GO): tubulin complex assembly; post-chaperonin tubulin folding pathway; cytoplasmic microtubule organization
Cellular component (GO): nucleus; cytoplasm; microtubule plus-end
Molecular function (GO): microtubule plus-end binding; alpha-tubulin binding
Source: RefSeq, a predicted model, not a curated record
AUGGCUUCCCUAUCAACGUCGCAUGAUGUGCCCUUGCUCGUUCGAUCCGACACCUCCUCGUCUGAGCGGCGCGUGUCGCCCGCAUGGACCAUUGCGACGCUCAAGGGCCGUCUGGAACCCAUCACGGGCAUUCCUGCUUCGUGCCAGCGCCUCAGCCUGAAGAUUGGGUCGCAGCCGCCGCUGCCGAUCGAGGCCGCAGAUGAUKAGACGACGCAAAUAGGAUCGUGGCCGCUGCAGGCCUAUGCAGAACUGCAGGUGGUGGACACUCGCCCGCCCGGCGUCCGUACAAACUACACCGACGUCUCCGGGGUGGAAAAGUAUGAAAUGCCCGUGGACGAGUACGAAACACGUACGGACAGCGUUCUCGCCUGGAAGAAGAAGCAAAAACUUGGCCGCUUUGAUCCCAACGCACCUGACAUUGUGCAGCAAAAGGUCAACGUCUCUUACCGCGAAGUGGAGGAGCGAGGCGUGAAGCAAGGUGCACGGUGUCGCCUGCUACCAGAGACUGACCACCGCCGGGGAACUGUGCAAUACAUCGGUGACGUUCCCGAAAUCCCCGGUGUGGGCGCUUGGGUGGGCGUUGCUCUGGACGAACCCACCGGCAAGAACGACRGCAGCGCCAAGGGACAGAGGUACUUUGACUGUCAGCCAAACUUCGGAGUCUUUGUCCGCGCCGAGCGAGUCGAGGUCGGAGAUUUCCCUGUUCUUGACGAGUUCGCCGAUGAGGAUGACGAGUUUUGA